Rhizopus microsporus ATCC 52813 is the source of this 1179-nucleotide messenger RNA. RefSeq names its product S-adenosyl-L-methionine-dependent methyltransferase. The transcript is spliced from 4 exons. NCBI's taxonomy places the organism in Eukaryota, Fungi, Mucoromycota, Mucoromycetes, Mucorales, Rhizopodaceae. The record is from RefSeq and is a predicted model, not a curated record. Bases 372 to 1070 code for a protein of 232 amino acids.
ACGUCACGAAAUUUCGCCAAAGCCUAUAUACUUCGCCUAUAUCUUCAGCUUCCCCUCUUUUAGUUUGCGUACUUCCUAUAAAUCACAAGUAAUGUGUGACCUAUCUUCUUCUUGAACUUCUAUCGCUAGAUUAUAAAAGAGAAAGAAGCUGAAGGAAGAGAAUUUAAAAGAAAAGAGCACCAUUUGUCGCUUUCACAGUUUGGUUAUGCCAACUGUAGAAAGGGAGACUUGACUUUAAUGACAACGAAUUCCUAUCAAUUGGAGUUUUACCUUGAAACUGUGGUUACAAAAAGUUGCAGAUCUUUUAAUAAAUUAAGGAACCGCACAACUUUUUUUUUUUUUUUCCUUUUUUUGUUGCUUAUCUCGGCUGAAUGUUUACUGUUGAAGAAGAAGAGGAGAAAAGCAUCUUUACUGGUUUAGAGCUGAUAGAAGAUCGCGGGAAGCAAGUGGAAGCACAUGUUGACACUUUGACCUAUGAAGGUUUAGAAUCACCCAUUCUGUUAGCUCAAGACUCGGCUGGGGGAUGUGGUGGAAUGAAAUGGGAAGCAGCUGAUGUCCUGAUUGAUUAUUUCAUAUGGAAACAUAAGGAAACAUCCGAGUUCUUGGAUAACAAAACUAUAGUUGAGCUCGGUGCUGGUACAGGACUAGUUGGAUUGGCAGUGGCAAAACUAUAUAGAGCAAAAAAAGUUAUUUUGACAGACCAGAUGCCAAUGAUGAACUUGAUGCAGGAAAAUAUCAAGUUGAACAAAUUGGAAGAGAAGAUGAAGGCAGAAAUACUUAAUUGGGGCGAAGAGAUACCGGAGGGAUCCGAACUGCUGGAUGUAGAUAUCGUUUUAGCUUCAGAUUGCGUCUAUCUUGAAGUUGCAUUUAUACCCUUACUUGAGACACUAUUAGCAUUAGCAAAAAAGGAUACUGUCAUUUAUUUAGCUUAUAAAAAGAGAAGAAAGGCAGAUAAGAGAUUCUUUCAAUUGGCAAGAAAGAAGUUUGAGUUAAUUGAGGUCCAGGAUGAUCCAAAGAGAGAAGAAUACAAUAAACGGGGUUUGCGAUUUUACAUAUUUAAACGAAAAUAAACACGACUUGUAGUAUUGUAACAUUAUAAGAAGCUAACCACACUUGUCAAAAUCAACUCGACUCUCCCUACUUUAGCAUACAAAAGAGCUGAGUUACUGGAAGACGCCA